AUCCACUUCAAGACCGUUGUAGCCGCCGAACUCUUAAUAUUAUAUCGUCGCCGCCACUCCUGCAACUUUCAUAAUAACAACCCUACUACAACAUGCCUGCUAUUGCUCACCUUGCGCCUCGCUUCCUAGAGGGCUCGUCCUCUGGGGGUAUUUCCGGAACCGCCAUUGGUGUACUCGUCGUCGUUGGAGUCAUCCCAGUCUUUGCACUUAUCUGGGUCUGUGUAUGGCUCUUGUUCUUCUACAGCAAUGGCCGUAAUUGCUGCUGCAUGCGCCGCAAGAGAGCUGCCUCGGGACCCGACAUGCUCGAGAGCUCAAUGUCCAGCGAAGCUACCUUGAAUGAGAAGGCCGACUACAACUUUCCUCAGAGACCGGCACCUGCCUGGAGAGGCGACAGCGGAUCAUCUACCGAGCGACCAGGCGACAGCAGCCGAUUUUUGAAGAAGCACCACCCUAGGGAGAGCCUGCAGAGUCAAUGGAGCAGCAACAGCACCGUUCCUGUCGUGCAGGAGCCGAAGCCGAUGGUGUGAAGCAAUUUGACGGCAUCGCGGCACUAAUCAUUCGCAAAGCCUGAUCUCAUUUUUACACUUGCUUCGACGACACUGCACUUUCUGGGAUACAAUAGCCUUUUGCUACGAAUUGACACCGUCUCAAUGGCGUGUACACCGGCGACCGCGAGCGGAGCGGAGCACUUGAACUCCACCUGACUUGUG
This is a messenger RNA of Boeremia exigua, 710 nucleotides long. RefSeq lists its product as uncharacterized. The record is from RefSeq and is a predicted model, not a curated record. NCBI's taxonomy places the organism in Eukaryota, Fungi, Ascomycota, Dothideomycetes, Pleosporales, Didymellaceae. The coding region runs from base 93 to 527 and encodes 144 amino acids. The transcript has a single exon.